Heterobasidion irregulare TC 32-1 is the source of this 1733-nucleotide messenger RNA. RefSeq lists its product as uncharacterized. The transcript has 10 exons. Bases 168 to 1733 code for a protein of 521 amino acids. Gene Ontology annotation, molecular function: oxidoreductase activity. Lineage: Eukaryota; Fungi; Basidiomycota; Agaricomycetes; Russulales; Bondarzewiaceae. The record is from RefSeq and is a predicted model, not a curated record.
AGGAACACCAACAGCGAGGAGCGAGCGCGGCCACUGCGCGGCCCACAAUCUCUUUAUCUCAUCCACACUUAUUCAGUGAGACUGGAUCUCACAUUGUGCUGACCUUUGCUCCAAGAAACUCUGAGUUGAACAUUUUUUGUUCUGUGAGAGUACAAUUGUCAGUCGACAUGCGCGUCGCCGUCGUGGGUUCAGGCGUUUCCGGACUUGCAGCCACAUGGCUGCUGAACGAUCGCAGCAAACACGAAGUGCACCUCUAUGAGUCUGACUCGCGUCCGGGCGGCCAUGCAAACACGGUCACAGUUGCUGUGCCGGACAAGAUACCAGUUGACGUGGAUUCUGGAUUUAUUGUUUUCAACCCAUCUACAUACCCGAACUUCCUUCGCUUUCUCCGCUCCCACCCCCUUAUAGAAAUCAUACCUACAGAGAUGACGUUCGGGGUCUCGCGUGACGCAGGUGCCUUUGAGUGGGCAGGAAAGACCCUCUUCACUGUGUUCUGCCAACCGAGGCGUCUCGUUGAUCCCGACAUGUGGCGACUGUUGUACGACGUGCUCCGUUUUAAUGCGUGCGCGCGACGACUUUUGACGGAAGAAGAAGAAAAAAAGCAUAUGACCGAGUUGUCGAUCGAGGAUUAUCUUCAGCGAGAAGGCUAUUCAAAUAGUUUUCGGGACAAUUAUCUUGUCCCUAUGACCGCUGCUGUAUGGAGCACACCACCCGACGUCUGUGCUCUGGAUUUUCCGGCAAGGACACUGAUCCGCUUUUUGCAUAAUCACCAUUUGCUACAGCUUACGGGGAAGCCGUCGUGGCUUACUAUCAAGGGUGGCAGUAAACAAUACGUCAACACAAUCCUUUCCUCACUCCCGGAGGGGGCCCUCCGCCUUUCAAGCCCUGUUGCCUCUGUAUCAUCAACGCCCCGUACAGAUUCGGAUGGAUUUGAUAUUACAUUGACGACGUUGGACGGAGCUACAGAAAUCUACGACCAUGUCAUAUUCGCCUGCCAUUCGGAUGAUGCUUUGAAGAUCAUGUCUGCCGGCGGCGGAGUUACUCAUGAUGAGGAGCGGAUUCUAGGUGGAUUCAGGUGGAAUAGAAAUCAGGUGAUCGUUCAUUCAGAUGAAAUUCUUAUGCCUCGGAGUAAAGCUGCAUGGUCGUGCUGGAAUUAUCUGACUAAAUCGGGUGUGGAUGCAGAGGGCUAUCACAAGGCCAACAACGACCAGGUCGCUCUAACAUACUGGAUGAACGACCUCCAAAAAAUCUCCCUCGAGACUCAUGGCCCUAUCUUUGCGACUUUGAACCCACCUAUCCCGCCGUCUCCAUCAAAGACGUUCAGCACUCACCAAUACUCACAUCCCGUCCUCGAUGCGCGCAGCGUACGUUUGCAAUCCGAGAUGCCCUCCAUUCAGGGCAAGAGAGGCAUUUCGUACGCUGGCGCGUGGAUGAAAUAUGGAUUCCACGAGGACGGGUUCGCUUCCGGGCUGCGCGCGGCAGAGCCUUUGUUGAGGCAAGGCGGCGAGGACGUCGAGUUUGAGGUGGAAGACGCGGAGAGGGGGGGCGCGAGGGACGUUCCGUUUAUCGCGGCCGCCUUUGACUGGUUGGAAUCGAGCGGUGUACGAGUGGUCAUCGCAACGAUUUUGGGAUUAUGGUUGGGUGUUGUGAGGACGUUGGCGAGUUUUUACUUCGAUUUGAGCGAUGUGGGAACGCGACCUCAGGAAAGGGAGCGCAAAGAGAAGGUUAUUUGA